AGUAUAUAAACGCUAAGUUUCAGAUCACAAAUCAUACUCGACUUGAAGACUCAAGUGUCCAGUACAUCUAAUAUCACCUCUAACUAACAAAAUGAUUGCCUUCAAGGUUUUGUUUGCCGUCGCCUUCGUCGCCGUCGCCUUUGCCGCUGAAGAGCAAAAGGAGCAACAAGCCGUCGAGGAACAAGCGGUGGCCAGCACCGACUCUGACAGCAGCAAGGAUCUCCAAACGGCCGAGGGAACACUAGGAGCGUACGGAGCUUAUGGUGCUGGACUCGGUUACGGUGCUGGACUCGGUUACGGUGCUGGACUCGGUUAUGGCGGACUCGGCUACGGCAACGGACUGUACGGCGCUGGUCUAGGAUACGGUUAUGGAGCUGGUGCUGGCUAUGGCGGUUAUGGUCUCGGUUUGGGUUAUGGCGCCGGAUAUGGAGGUCUCGGCGGAUACGGCGGAUACGGAGGAUAUGGAGCUGGAUACGGGGCCGGCUAUGGAUCCAACUACGGACACAAUCACGGCAGUUCCGGUUACACCGCGAUUAACAAAGUCGUGAGCCACGGAUCAAACAGCCAUGGACACGGACACGCCCACGGACACGCCCACGGACUCGGAUACGGCCAUCACGGACUCGCCUAUUAACACCCAAAGAUUUCAAUUGCGUUUAUAAAUCUUUACGAUAAUAUUUACCUUUCAUCCAUGGGUGUUCUAAAUUUAAUAGCCACGAUACAAAUACAUAAUAGCUAAACGAAA
Molecule: messenger RNA, 745 nt
Organism: Daphnia pulex (common water flea)
Lineage: Eukaryota; Metazoa; Arthropoda; Branchiopoda; Diplostraca; Daphniidae
Product: keratin-associated protein 21-1-like
Exons: 4
Coding region: 92-634 (180 amino acids)
Source: RefSeq, a predicted model, not a curated record